GUUUGUUUCAUUGAGGUUUUUUCAAACAAAUCACUAACCUUAACAGGCAGUAAUUGAAUGUCUUUUGGUCUGUCAGGAAAAAAAAAAAAGCUACCGGUAAAUAAGAAUGUAGCAUUUUAAGUAAUAGGUUACUAAAUGGGCAUAGGUUGUAAAGUGUCAGUUAUUCUCUACAGGCUACUUGCAUAGUGCUAGAAAGCCUUACUCCUUUUGCCAUUCAUUUUGGAGAAAUUAAUAAACUCAGGCAAAUCAGAAGUAGGGUAAAUCUGGAGAAAUUACAAAGGGGAGGAGUUCACCUUCCUGGCUAUGGCUUUCAGGUCUGUCCAGGACUACUUACUCCAGUAUAAAACUGGGAGCAGAAAUAUGAUCACAUACUAAGAAGUCUAAUCAAUUCUGGUUUCAACACUGAGCCUAUUUAAAAUAGAUAAUGGAAUUGCUGUUCCUUGUUCUGUUCUCUCUGCACAUUCUCAAGACAGAGGCACUAGUUGGAGGCCACUGGUGCUAUCAGUCACAGAAGUAUGAACAUCCACACUGUGAAGAUCCUCGACACUGGUAUCUAACAGAAGCCUCUUGCCAAGGAAACAAACAGUCACCUAUCAAUAUUGUCACCAAAAAUGCCAUUUACGACAAGAGCCUUAAGCCACUGAGUUUUGAAGGGUACGAUGUGAAGGGGUCUUCAAAAUGGAACAUAGAAAAUAAUGGACAUACAGUUAAAGUUACAUUGAGCACAUUCCCUAAAAUUGGAGGUGGAGGUCUGGGAAGAAAAUACAAGGCAAUAGAAUUUCACUUGCACUGGGGAACCGAAGGUGUGUCGCAGUACCUUCCCGGGUCAGAGCACAGCAUAGAUGGAGAAAAACAAGCCAUGGAGCUUCACAUCGUGCACAUAAGAGAAGAUGUUUCAGAUGUAACAGAAGCAAAGAAAAAUGCAGAUGGUGUAGCUGUGUUAGCAUUCUUUAUAAAGGUUAAAGAAGAAAAUAAAAAUUUUGCAACUCUAAUAAAUGAAUUAGAGAAUAUUAAAUACAAAGGGCAAACAGCACAGAUGGAGGCUUUGCCACUGAGUUCUCUGCUCCCACCUGAGGAAGAGCUGGGGAGGUACUAUCGGUAUGAGGGCUCCCUCACCACUCCUGACUGCCAUGAGGGUGUUAUCUGGACAGUAUUUGAGAGGCCAAUUGAACUCAGCAUUGUUCAGAUUUCUCAGUUUUCAACAGUCCACUUUGAAGGGAAGAACUCAACCUCCAUGGCUGAAAAUUUCCGGCCUGCUCAGUUUCUGAAUGAACGAAAGGUGUACUGGUCCAGUGCCAGCAUCCUCCUGCCUCCUGCUAAAGUUUUAAUGUUGGUCCUGAUGCUUACGUACAUCCUGAGUUCUCUUUUCCAGUGAAUGCUUCUCACCUCAUUCAAGGCUCUGGGCCUUUCGAAGGUUUUGUGUUGUUGCUGUUGUUGGCUCUUUGUAUCAAGUAGUCUCUCUAACUACCAACUCACGAAUCAUAUCUCAAUAGAGAAUUUAACCUUGUCCUCCUCCAAAUACUAACCAAGGACUUCUGUUGCUGCUCUUAUAUAAAAUGAAACCCAUUGCACUAAAUCACAAGAAUUCAAAGGAACUGUAAGAUAAAGCUAUGAAGAUUCAGAUUUUUAAAAAAAACAAAAAGCAACACUUAAAACAUUAGGAUGGAUUAUCUGCAAGCCUGUAGUUUUAACACUGGAAGGACAAUCUAGAAGCUAUACAGAGGACAAUCAAGAUCAAUCUGUUCUUAAGUGCCUAUAAAGGGUUUUGUUUGGAGCAUGUUUACAUUCAACAGUGCAAAUCAGGAAGACAGUAACCGGUGAAGUAGUUCUUAUCAUCCCAACAUUGUCCUACAUGAAGGUACAGCACAGAGCAAAGAAAAAAUGCUCACACACAACUGAGUAACAUCUGGGUCAUCCUAUCUAGUUGAGGAUAUGUGACAAAUUUCAUCUCUACUAACACAAUUUUCCCUUCUUCUUCCUUCAGAAUAUCUAAAGUUAAAUUUUAGAUAAGGAUACUGGAUUUGUUUCAUCUCAUCUACUGAUUCUGGAUUUCAGGUUUCUCUAUUAAGCUAUUUAUUCAUCCUAGUAUGGAAUCCUACUCUGGGAUGCCCAUGGCUGAUAUGAUGUGCUAGAACAAAAAAGGGAAGCUCAACCACAUGUACCAGUUGCACAUCUGUGGAAAUUCCCUCUCUUUGGAGGGCUGCAUUUGAAGCAUGAGACUUUGAUGAUCCUUUACAGUUUUCAUUUACCUAAUAAAAUGGGACAGCUCAAGAAAUGGCUCUUUCCAGUAUCACAUUUUAGAAGUUUUAAAAUGUCACUUUGAACAUUUCCUUUUUUUGGUGUGUAUAACAUAUCUGCAAUAUUCACAUAGGGUUAAGAUUCAUAGUUUUUCCAAGAAGAUGGUGAUUUAAACCGUUUUCUUCAGAUCUCACCCAAUUAUUUAUCAAAAAGCUCAAUAUAUUGGGAAAUGGGAUUUCCUUAUUCCAGUUCUCCCUCUGAAGACAGACACAAUAGUUUUCUUCAGCUAUUGCCAUAUAAUAUGUUACAGCUUCUUUUAGAAUUGUAGACUUUGGCCACGCCAAAAUAGCAUUUCAUAUUAGUAGACUUGUAUUUUUUUCUUUAGGGCAAUGUUUGCAGAGAUGACUUUAUGCUACAGCUAUAAGGCCAUUUUCAGGAAAAUAAUGGCAGUGGGACUAACCACAGCUCUCCAAAGGAGAAAAAGCAGGGUGAAAAGUUAUUUUCAUAUUUAACAAUCAAUAAUAUAAGCUUAAAAACAAACAAAACCACAAAAAACCCAAAAAAACCCCAACACAUAAGAAGGCUAAUUCACCUUUUUAAGUUUAGAGGAAUGAUUAAGACUUGAACUGUAUUUUUAGAUAACUGAAAACCUUUUGAGAAGGAAACAUAAAUGAAAGAUUAAAGUUGAACAGAGACCUA
Apus apus (common swift) is the source of this 2937-nucleotide messenger RNA. RefSeq names its product carbonic anhydrase 4 (gene CA4). Gene Ontology annotation, molecular function: carbonate dehydratase activity; zinc ion binding. Lineage: Eukaryota; Metazoa; Chordata; Aves; Apodiformes; Apodidae. The record is from RefSeq and is a predicted model, not a curated record. The transcript is spliced from 8 exons. The coding region runs from base 425 to 1375 and encodes 316 amino acids. Gene Ontology annotation, cellular component: plasma membrane.